AUGGCUCCCACGAUAGACAGGCAAGGAUACUGGGGGCGGCCGACCUCAACGCUGGACUGGUGUGAAGAAAAUUAUGUCGUCUCUUUUUACAUCGCGGAAUUCUGGAACACUGUCAGCAACCUCAUUAUGAUUCUCCCUCCCAUUUGUGGGGCCAUCCAGACAUUUCGAGACGGCCUCGAGUUUCGCUACGUCUGCUCCUUCCUCGGACUGGCAGCUGUUGGCGUCGGCUCCUGGUGCUUCCACAUGACACUGCUAUAUGAGAUGCAGCUACUGGACGAGUUGCCUAUGAUUUACAGUACAUGCGUCUUUGUCUACUGUCUAUAUGAGUGCUUCAAACAGGAGAACAGCCUUAGCUUAUUUCCUAUUGCAAUUUUAUUAAUCUUCAGCGUCUCAGUCACUGUGGUAUACUUGCAGUGGAAGGAGCCAGUGUUUCACCAGGUCAUGUAUGGUGCUUUAGUAGCUUGCCUAGUGAUGCGAUCCAUCUUCAUUGUUACAUGGGUGUACCCAUGGCUCAGACCGCUGUGUUACACCUCCUUAUCUAUCUUUAUGUUGGGGUUCCUGCUGUGGAACAUUGACAACAUCUUCUGUGACUCAUUAAGAGCCAGUAGACAAACACUGCCCCCUGGUGUUGGAGUAGUAACACAGUUCCAUGCCUGGUGGCACAUCUUCACAGGCCUGGGGUCCUACCUGCACAUACUUCUCAGCCUUCAGAUCAGGUCAACCUACCUCAAGUACAGACCAAAAGUAAAGUUCCUGUGUGGAGUCUGGCCCACAUUGCACAUUGAACCACAGAAGACAAGCUGAAGUGAAGGGAUUGGUACCAGCUGAAGGAUGGUGACUGCCAUAUCCAAACACCAUCGGCACAGGGACCCACUGCUGGCACGUCAGCCCACAGGCAGGGGGCAGGUGGACCCCAAGACAUCACCCCAGGGAGCCUUUGGCUCUGCACUGUGGGUACAGUAUAGCACUGAUUCCAGUUUUAAGAAAUGGGAGAUUUUUUCAUCAGUCAUAAUUUAUUAGACUAGCUUUUCUGUAACUUCAUUGAAAUAUAAUAAUUUUAUUUUCUCCUUCAUUUCCAACGCAAAUAUGAUAUGUAGUCCACUGCAGUGGCAACUGUUGAAGGGAUUAUGGAUAUUAUCUUGAUUGGGGUUUGGGAAAAGGGAAAACAGUGUCAUUAAUUCAGAAUUCACAUUAACAUAUUUAUCCUCAUAUGUUCGGUUCUGUCAAAGUUUAAAUCUCCUAAACCUAAAAAUAUUUAAAUAGAUCCCUAAACUAAAGUAUAACUAAGUAUAACUAUUGCUUAUGUGUAGUUUUACAAGUAGCUGAGGGAGCUGUACUUACAACUCAGUGCUGUCCUAUCCCUUUUCAAGGAGUAUCAUAUUGUAUUUUAUGGGAUAGUAACUAUCAUCUAGAAAGUGAAAGUGGUACUGUGUUAUUGUAGCUCAGCUGUCUUUACCACAAGAUCCUUAUUCAUUUGUUUGGCCACAGGCUUCAUUUUUCCUUGAAAUUUUCCUAUCAACAUAUGGAAAGACUGGAAUUAUACAUUUCUUUUUUGUUGUUGUUGUUGUUGCCAAAGUUCCUCUGGGAUUUAAAACAGUCAAGGAUUGUGUGAGAAAUGUUAAUGUUUUACCUCACUGAAAGCAAACAAGAAAUCCAGCACCUACAUAUAAUUUUGUUACAAAACAUCAUUACACUGACUCAUAAUUGUGUUUAGGACCAGGUUUAACUUUGCCCAGCUACACAGCGCAAGCUGGACCACUAUUUACACCUCGGGUCUCUGGACACUUUUACAGUGCUGUCACAGUCGUUAAAGUGAUAGUCCACACAAAUUUGUAGUCCGUGAAGGACUAGGACUUUAGAGCCACCUUUCAGGCCCACGUGGGUUUUGUAUUGGUUUUGUAUCAGAAUCACAAUGACCCUCCUUUAGGGUGUGUUAGACCACUUUGUUUGGAUUUUACAAAUAUCUUGAGGACAUGAUCAGGCAAACAUGCAGAAGCAUCACUGGAAAUGCUUGGCUUGAGAUGGACUUGAGAUAGAGUACAAUCACACUGACCCGAUGACAGUGUGAUUGUACUCUAUCUCAAGCCAUGAUCAGUGGUCAGAUUAUUGCAGCUGAUGUGUUCAGCUCGCAUAGAGCGCAGUAAGAGUUGAAACCCAGCUAACUAAGCCAGCUAACAAAGAUUACCUGCGAAAGAAAUACAUUUCUGAAUCUUAAUUGUUAAUAUUCAGUCAAAGGACCAAGUGAAUGAAUGGGACAUAUCUGAAUAAUUGCAUCUUAAUAAACUGUAGGGAAUCAGGUACUAGACACAGCCAGUUCUGGGUUGCUCUUGUCUCAUGCUUCCUUAACAUCUGUCAUGACAGUAAACACUAAUGUUUCCCUUUCUUAUGAAAAAAAACCAACGCUUGAUUUAUGUGAAAAGUAUUUAGAUUCCCUCUAUCUACAGGUACUUAAACCUUCCCCACAAUACCACUAUUUUAUUUAUUUCUCUAUUAUUUAUUAGUCUUUGUUUAAUUUAUUCACACCAUGGCAUUAAGAUGAAGAGUCAAGUGGCACAUGCACAAUCCUUGUUGUGAAGUUUAUGAUACAACCACUAGGUGGCAGAUAUUUCCAGCUUAUUUCAGACAUUGCCAAGCAUGCCAUAUAGUGCAUUGACAAACUACCUACCUACUGUAAAACGUUUAGGCCUCAGUUUUCAUGUGGUGUUAAAUGAAGGGCUUUUUAUUUACAAUAUUUAUUUUGCUACUGUGAACUUGUGGAGUAACUGGUAAACUGGAAGAUGCACAACAUUAUUGUUGUAUGGAGAUAUCUGUAUUAGUGUGGCCUCCUUAGCUGCUUUGUCCUGAGACAACACAUUAGUUUUUCAUUAUACACACACGCUGUGUCACUAACUCUGAUAUGCUUGGGUAUAACAGCUGUUUAAACCCAGUGUUACAAACGUUCAUAAGCACAUAAGUAUAACGUAUGAAAGAUAUGUAUUAACAUUUUUCAAAUGUCUGUGUGGAACCUUCAAUGUAUGUUAUCACUGCUCAUCAGUAGAGGUGAGCACGUAUCAAAGAGGGUGCCUUAUUGUUAUCCUUGCAGUGUAAUCCCAAGUUGCCUUGAUGUUUGUGAUAAACCAUUCAAUUUGUCCCUUGUGUUUUUGCAUUGAGCCCUUCCGCUGAUUAUUAGCAGUUAAGGCAUCAGGAGGACGAACAAUAACAGCUUCUAAUGCAAAGUCUGUGCCUGAUUCUUUGGCCUUCCAUUCAUUUCAUGUGUCCAACAAAUUAGUUACAGGUUGUUCUGAUGAUGUUAACUGUAGCUCAAAGUGGUAAUAAUUACAUGUUCAGGCCAGAAGAGCAAUUGUUUUUGUUGAACUUUGUUCAUGUGCCAGUCUUUAAUGAUGCCCUGUAUUGUCAAAUAAAAGAAAAUGUUUCAGACA
This is a messenger RNA of Seriola dumerili (greater amberjack), 3419 nucleotides long. RefSeq names its product alkaline ceramidase 3 (gene acer3). NCBI's taxonomy places the organism in Eukaryota, Metazoa, Chordata, Actinopteri, Carangiformes, Carangidae. Gene Ontology annotation, cellular component: endoplasmic reticulum membrane. The record is from RefSeq and is a predicted model, not a curated record. The transcript is spliced from 11 exons. Bases 1 to 804 code for a protein of 267 amino acids. Gene Ontology annotation, biological process: ceramide metabolic process; phytosphingosine biosynthetic process.